Molecule: messenger RNA, 4061 nt
Organism: Sphaeramia orbicularis (orbiculate cardinalfish)
Lineage: Eukaryota; Metazoa; Chordata; Actinopteri; Kurtiformes; Apogonidae
Gene: ddr2a
Product: discoidin domain receptor tyrosine kinase 2a
Exons: 16
Coding region: 167-2887 (906 amino acids)
Biological process (GO): positive regulation of neuron projection development; positive regulation of phosphatidylinositol 3-kinase/protein kinase B signal transduction; multicellular organism development
Cellular component (GO): plasma membrane; signaling receptor complex
Molecular function (GO): protein tyrosine kinase collagen receptor activity; ATP binding; collagen binding
Source: RefSeq, a predicted model, not a curated record
UCAGCCCAGUGAGUCCUGCGGAAGGCAACAGCGAGUACACGAGCAGAGAGAGAAGGGCUCGGAUCUUAACGUCCAGCCGUCUGACUCUCACUGGAAUAAUCCGUUACCAUCUCUGAACAAAUGGUUUGAAAGGAAGAAAACCUCCUAGAAGUUGGAAGUUUGUCUCAUGCAUGUGUUUGGGAUGAAGCACCUGUGGGACGUCCACUUCCUCCUGCUCGUCGUCCUCUACCUGCUCGGAGUCGUCUCGUCACAGGUUAACCCAGGUGUGUGUCGAUAUCCUCUGGGCAUGUCAGGAGGGCAGAUACAGGAUGAGGAUAUCUCUGCCUCCAGCCAGUGGUCUGAGUCCACUGCUGCUAGAUACGGCAGGUUGGACUUUGAGGAGGGCGAUGGUGCGUGGUGUCCGGAGAUUACAGUCGAACCAGACAGCCUGAAGGAAUUUCUCCAGAUUGACCUGCGCUCGCUUCACUUCAUCACUCUGGUGGGCACCCAGGGUCGUCAUGCAGGGGGCAUUGGUAACGAGUUCGCCCAAAUGUACAAGAUAAAGUACAGUCGAGAUGGAAGCAGGUGGAUCUCAUGGAGAAACAGGCAGGGCAAGCAGGUCAUUGAGGGGAACAGAAACGCCUACGAUAUCGUUCUCAAAGACCUGGAGCCGCCCAUUAUCGCUCGCUUUGUUCGCUUCAUGCCCGUCACUGAUCAUUCUAUGAACGUCUGCAUGAGAGUGGAGCUCUACGGCUGCGAGUGGCUCGAUGGUCUUGUGUCAUAUAACGUCCCGGCAGGAGAACAGAUGACCAUAUCUGGACACCCUGUGUAUCUCAACGACUCUGUGUAUGAUGGGGCAGUCAUUCACAGUAUGACCGAGGGCCUGGGCCAGCUGACUGAUGGAGUGUGCGGCUUAGAUGAUUUCACAGACAGCCAUGUCUACAACGUGUGGGAAGGGUAUGACUAUGUGGGUUGGAACAAUGAGAGCUUUCCCAGUGGAUAUGUUGAAAUCAUGUUUGAGUUCGACCGCACACGAAACUUUACCACCAUGAAGGUUCACUGUAACAACAUGUUCUCAAAGCAUGUUAAGGUCUUCCGUCAGGUUGUGUGUUAUUUCCGCUCUGAGUCGGACUGGGAGGCCACGCCACUCUCCUUCAGCCCCGUGGUAGAUGAGAAGAACCCCAGCGCCAGAUUUGUCACAGUCAAUCUGGCCAAUCACAUGGCCAGUGCCAUUAAGUGCCAGUUCUACUUUGCUGAUGCGUGGAUGUUAUUUAGUGAGAUCACCUUUCAGUCAGAUACAGCCAUGUACAACACAACACUGGCUCCACCCAAACCAGGGUCACCAUCGAAUACACAACCAGAGGACGACCCCACCCACAAAGUAGACGACAGCAACACCCGAAUCCUGAUUGGCUGUUUAGUGGCCAUAAUCUUCAUCCUUGUUGCCAUCAUUGUCAUCAUCUUGUGGCGACAAGUGUGGCAGAAAAUGUUGGAAAAGGCCUCUCGCCGGAUGCUGGAUGAUGAACUAACUGCUAGUUUGUCAAUACAGAGUGAGACGUUCGCUUACAACCACAACCACCACCAGUCGAGUACGACCAGUGAGCAGGAGUCCAACUCCACCUAUGAGCGCAUCUUCCCCCUCGGCCCUGACUACCAGGAGCCCUCACGCCUCAUAUGUAAGCUGCCAGAGUUUGCCCAGAGCUCUGAUGAGCCUGGUAGGUGGAAACAUAUGUGUGCUUCAAAAUCAGGAUUAGUUCCAAGUGAUGUGAAAAACCGCCGGACUUCAUCACCAGGGUUUCUUGUAAGUGUGUGUGUUUCUUGUUGUGUGAAAGCUUCCACCAGUACAGCAGCUUCUAAAUCCACCACUACGACCGUGGUCCAGGAUGGGGUCCCUCACUACGCAGAGGCAGACAUCGUAAACCUACAAGGUGUGACUGGGAGCAACACUUAUGCCAUCCCUGCACUAACUAUGGACCUUUUGUCAGGAAAGGAUGUUGCAGUGGAAGAGUUCCCACGAAAACUGCUCACAUUCAAGGAGAAACUGGGAGAGGGCCAGUUUGGAGAGGUGCAUUUGUGUGAAGCAGAGGGAAUGCAGGAGUUCAUGAAUAAAGAGUUUUUAUUUGACUAUCCUGAGGGACAGCCUGUUUUAGUGGCUGUGAAGAUGCUCCGUUCAGAUGCCAACAAAAAUGCAAGAAAUGACUUCUUAAAAGAAAUAAAGAUCAUGUCCCGUCUGAAGGAUCCCAACAUCAUUCGCCUGCUUGCUGUGUGCAUCUACAGCGACCCUCUAUGUAUGAUCACAGAGUACAUGGAGAACGGAGAUCUUAACCAGUUUCUGUCCCGCCAUGAACCAGAGGGACAACUUGCAUUGCUCAGUAAUGCACCUACCGUCAGCUUCAAUAAUCUGUGCUAUAUGGCCACUCAGAUAGCAUCGGGGAUGAAGUACCUCUCCUCUUUAAACUUUGUCCAUCGAGACUUGGCCACUCGAAACUGCCUGGUGGGCAAGAACUACACCAUAAAAAUAGCUGACUUUGGCAUGAGCAGAAACCUGUACAGCGGCGACUACUACCGCAUCCAGGGCAGAGCUGUACUGCCGAUACGCUGGAUGUCCUGGGAGAGCAUCCUGCUGGGUAAGUUCACCACAGCGAGCGAUGUGUGGGCCUUUGGUGUCACCCUGUGGGAGAUACUAACCUUCUGCAAAGAGCAGCCCUACUCUCAGCUCACUGAUGAGCAAGUGAUAGAGAACACAGGGGAGUUUUUCAGGGAUCAGAAAAGACAGAUCUACCUUCCUCAACCGGUUUUGUGUCCAGACUCACUCUACAAGAUCAUGCUGAGCUGCUGGAAGAGGAACACGAAGGAGCGGCCGUCGUUUCAAGAAAUCCACCGAGCCCUCCUCGACAGACAACCUUAAGACAGGGCGGCGUCGGAGACAGCGGUUCCCAAAGCAUGACGAGGGGAGACACAGACACACAGUCCAGGUUUAAGCUAAACGUCUUUCAGCAAAAAGACAGAGUGAGGGCCACCUGUGGGCUCCAGGCCUCGGUUUGGUAAACACUGUUUUCAUGGACGUAAACUCUAGAAAGAUGGACUGUCAGAGACAACUGGUGUGUGUCAGUUUGAGUGUUUUAUAAACAUACAGGUUUCAUUGAAAAUAUCUCUUGUCUUUUAUGGUACUUUAAACUCCAUUGAUUGAGGACAUGACUUUUGAGACGCGUGUUGAGGACGGAAAAUUGAAAUGUAGCAAUUAACAUUCGGCACUUUUUAAAUUGUAUAUGAAUCUCAUUUUUUUAAGAUUAAACUUCCCAUGUUAUGUUUGAAAUAAUACAAACAACAGUUUUUGGAAGACUGCUUGAAUGUAGAGGGAAAAGUGCAGCAAACCCAUAUUGUUACUUUUAUUUUAAGUAAUUCAUCUCAAUUUCUCAGACAAACUGCACAUGUUUUUAAUACCAACAAAUAAUCAAAUAACUCAGUGUAACAUCCUUCUCAUCUCCCUGCAGUUUUCCUACGGUGGUUUGAUGUGUAUAUGACUGUGUAUUUUCAGUAGAUAAAACUCUAAUAUCAGUAAUUUUGUAUGAAUAUUUAUAUGUUUAAAUGUGUUUGUUUUGGUUUUGUUAUGGUGAUAUAUUUGUGUAUUAAUAUGCUCUUUGAAUUGAGUUUGGAGUAUCAUGUGAUUUAAUGCAGUCAUUUUCCUGCUCAUAACUUGCAUCUAUACAGCAAACAAAAACCUUCACAGUGCUUUUUUUUUUUUUUUUUUCUCAGAUCGUAUUUUCAAAGUUGCUAUCAGAAAUGUAGGCUGUGUUUUGGCCAUGUGCUACGUUGUUAUUGUGUGUAUGUAGGUAUGUGUUUACAGUUGGAACGAUGUUGUAGAGAUUGUGUUGUGAAAGUUAAACCAGGGUGUUCGUAUUUGCAGAUGUGAUUUGUCUCAUCUUAAAUCGGGAUGAAGAUAUGUUUAAUUGGUAAAAGAUGGCUGCAGAUCACUUUCCCAGACAUUUUUAUGAUUUACAAAACUUCUUAAUGCAACUAUUGCAUCUAAAGUCUAUGACAUUGUAUUGUUUCAGUCUGCCUUUACUCUGUGCAUGUUCUGU